GUGUCACGAGUCACGUGAGUAUCUAACAUCUAUGAAAGCCAAUCACAGUCUGGGAAUUAAGAAACAACGCAAGUUUAAAUGUUUGGCGGUGACUCACGAACUGUCAGCGGCAGGAAAACCAAAAUGGACACCAACCUGGCUAAACUUUUAAUCGGACUCUCUGUCCAAAUUAGUCGCAGUGAUGGUCGAGUCCAUUCAUCGACGGUGAAAGCCUUUGAUGCAGCGAAGAGCACAGUAAUGGUGGAGUGGACCGAGAGGAACAUCUGCCGUGGGAAGGAGGUGGAAGUACGUGAGUUGUGCUCUCUGAAUCCAGAGCUUUUAGAGCAUGUAAACACCAUCACAAACAAAGCUGCUCAGACAGCAACUCCUGUUCCAAGCAAGAAAUAUGAAGGUCGACUCCGCUCUUCCAGGAUUCCUGGUCCACUCCCCUCCUCUGCUUCAGUGAUCCCAGUGGGUGAAGAGUCAGUUGCCGCUCGGCCUCAGAUGCGCCAGACCUGUUUUUUCCAGCAACCAUUAACACUUGUUCCAUCGACUUCCGGGUCUUCUGCAGAAAAAUUGGAUCUCAAGCCAUCGCCAGCCAUAAGCUCUGCAGCUGCUAAUCGACAUUGUCAAGAAAACGAUUCUAAACCAGCCCCGCCGCAGCAUUUUGUUAGUGAGGCAGUAAAAGCAAAUGAACCUGAGAGAAUGCCUCCUCCGUCUUCAUUCAAAGGUGGAAGAAAAUCCGUGGCUGCCCAUGAACUAAACAAAGGCAACAAAAGGCUGUCAACUGUCAGAUCAGUUGACCUGCUGACCAAAAAGGGGAAGUUUUUAGAAGCAUCUCGACCAAACCAGAAGUUUUACGACAUGAUCCAAAUGUUCAGAGAGACCAUGGAAAUAACCCCCGUAACAACCACUGACCUGAUUGAGCCCCGAAAAAUAUGUGUCUGUGUUCGCAAGAGGCCCCUAAACAAGCAAGAGGUCACAAAGAAGGAGAUAGAUGUGGUUUCUGUACCUGGCAAGGGCACUUUACUGGUCCAUGAGCCAAAGCAUAAGGUGGACCUUACCAAGUACUUGGAAAAUCAAGCCUUCCACUUCGACUUCUCUUUUGAUGAAAGCGCUACCAAUGAACUGGUCUACAAAUUCACUGCUCAACCUUUAGUGCAAUCCAUUUAUGACGGUGGCAUGGCAACCUGUUUUGCCUAUGGGCAAACAGGAAGUGGUAAAACCCACACAAUGGGGGGCGAUUUCACGGGGAAGCAGCAGAACAGCUCUAAAGGGAUCUACGCCUUGGCAGCCCGAGAUAUUUUCACCUAUCUCAACCACAAGACGUACACUAAUCUCAAUCUCUCUGUCUACGUCAGCUUCUUUGAGAUCUACAACGGCAAGGUGUACGACCUGCUCAACAAGAAGACCAAGCUGCGGGUUUUAGAGGACGACCGGCAGCAGGUGCAGGUGGUCGGACUGGAGGAAGUGUUGGUGUCUUCAGCGGAGGACGUCAUCAAGAUCAUAAAGAUCGGCAGUGCAUGCAGAACAUCUGGACAGACCUCGGCCAACGCCAACUCCUCGCGUUCUCACGCAAUCCUUCAGAUUAUACUGCGUCACAACGACCGUGCUACAACACUGCACGGGAAGUUUUCAUUGGUCGACUUGGCCGGCAAUGAGCGCGGCACAGAUGUUAGCAGCAAUGACCGCAGCACUUUGGUUGAGACUGCAGAGAUCAACCGCAGCCUGCUGGCUCUCAAGGAGUGUAUCCGUUCCCUGGGAAAGAAUAGUGACCACAUUCCUUUUCGCAUGAGCACUUUAACCAAAGUGCUCAGGGAUUCUUUCAUUGGAGAGAAGUCCAAGACCUGCAUGAUUGCAAUGGUGUCUCCAGGAAUGGCUUCUUGCGAGUACACGAUGAACACACUACGUUAUGCAGACAGAGUCAAGGAGCUCAAUGGCAAUUCCAAAGCAACCGAACCAUCUAAGGGAAAAGAGGAACUGAGCAGUUCCUCAGAAGAUGAAAACGUGGACCACAGUGUGUUUGAUGCCAUUUCUCGGGUGACAGAGUUGGAGGAGAAGGUUUAUGCUGAUUUGAAGAGGGCAAAUGUGCUUGUUCAAGAGAUGGAUAGCAUCUCCUACAACAUAGAGGAAGGACUUCCUUGCUUAUUGGCAUAUUCCCAGGAGCUGAUGGACAAUAUCUUGAUGCUGCAAUCUGCUGUAGACCAAGAGCAACAAGCAACACAGACUCACUGAAACGGCAUAAAACUUCUCAGAACACAUUUUAAUUUUUUUAAUUUUUAUCAGUACUAGUUUUAUUAUAUUUUGUCUUCAAUAAAGUUGAUUAUCUUUUGAAAACAUUAUUCUUGUAUAAUUUCAAAGCCAACAGCUGUACACUUAUGUUUUCUGUGCGAAUGUUUGUAUUCUACUGCUCCACAAGGCAAUUAUUGAAUGUUUUAACUUUUUCAUGAAUGUAAGGGUGUUUUAAAAUAAAGCAAAUUUUAAGAAACUAA
Nothobranchius furzeri (turquoise killifish) is the source of this 2471-nucleotide messenger RNA. It is a transcript of the gene kif2c, whose product is annotated as kinesin family member 2C. Lineage: Eukaryota; Metazoa; Chordata; Actinopteri; Cyprinodontiformes; Nothobranchiidae. Gene Ontology annotation, biological process: microtubule-based movement. The record is from RefSeq and is a predicted model, not a curated record. Gene Ontology annotation, molecular function: ATP binding; microtubule motor activity; microtubule binding.